Messenger RNA from Cryptomeria japonica (Japanese cedar), 912 nucleotides. RefSeq names its product F-box/FBD/LRR-repeat protein At1g13570-like. The transcript has a single exon. Bases 1 to 912 code for a protein of 303 amino acids. The record is from RefSeq and is a predicted model, not a curated record. Gene Ontology annotation, molecular function: protein binding. Lineage: Eukaryota; Viridiplantae; Streptophyta; Pinopsida; Cupressales; Cupressaceae.
AUGGCUCGAAGUAGGACGGGAAUAAAUGAUUUACCAGAUUCCUUACUGUGCCUGAUACUGAGUAGAGUUCCUUUGGAUCAGGCAAUUCGUUGUUCUGUGAUUUCUAAGAGAUGGAGAUUUCUUUGGAGGUACUUACCCAACCUAAGGUUUUCAGAGGAAAUAUUUUAUUCAUCAGCCCGCCUAUUUGAAAUCCAAAACAUAAUUGAUGGUAUUCUUAAGUGGCAUUCUGUACCCCUUGAACUUUUCCAAUUUUACGGAUUAAUCAGCUUCGUCGUUUCAAGGGCAAAGAUAAAUGAGUGGAUUCACCAUGCUGCUCUAAAAGAUGUGAGAAAGAUAAGUCUCCAGUUUCAUAGAGAGGUUGAGGUUCCGAAUUCUGUGUUUUUUUGCACCAAGCUCAGAUAUCUGUGUCUCAGGAAUUUUCGUCUCGAAAACAUGCCUGGCUCCUGUGGUGGCUUCGCCUGCCUCGAAACCCUCUAUUUGCUCUACAUUAAGCUGAAUGACAAGACCCUCGAGCUAAUGCUGCAAUUAUGUCCAGUUCUGAAAGUUUUAGUCGUCGGUAAUUGUCAUGGGGUUCAAAGAGUAAAAGUAUGCUCUGGAAGUCUUAUUUUUCUCCAUCUUGAUUUUCCAUCCUCAUCUAAUGGAAUCAGGGCAAUCACAGCAAGUUGCCCGCGAUUGGUGAGUCUUGCAAUAAAAGUACCGUAUCAUGUGGAAAAGAUGAAAUUCGAGUUGCCAGCAUGUUUACAUUUGUCGACCACCGCUGCACAACUUGACCCGUUUACAACCCUGAAAUCACUCAGGAAAAUGACAAUUUUAAGUGUGAUUUACCAGGGCGAUGUGAGCUGCUUACACAAAUUUCCAGAUUUGAACCAGAUUUGCAUCGACAACGCUAAGUAUCGUGCGCGGCUAAGUUGA